UAGCCGAGAGGAGUCUUUAAUUUUUAAUUUUUAAUUUUUUUAUUCAUUCGGAAAGAAAUAUACUCAUGGACGGUCUAAAUUGGACUCCCGAUUUUCUGCCGCUGUGGCCCGACUCUAAUUAUCGAAGAGAAUUUGCGCGCAGUCUUUCCGAAUAUAUCAUUGACAGAGACAGGAAAUAUCCUACGGCUGAGCCAGGAAUGUGGGAUCCAGAUAUGCCGCUGCCCCCCAAGGUCCGGUCCUACUUUUCCGAUUGUGUGAAGCAAUUCGUCGAGUCCCUUUUCGAUGAGCUGUUCCGAAGACACCAGCCCGAGCAAUUCGUCGCGAUGGAGGAUAAUUACGCAUUGGAGAGGUUUCUGCACCAGCCCUACCCUAACGAGGAGCCCUUCAAUCCUAUGGCCCUAACUACGCUACGUGAAAACCAGAGCCAUGGGGAUACCUCGGGUGGGUUCAACGGCCAGAGCCCUUCGACGGCAGAUCCCAGGAGGCCUAUCAGAGAACUCCACCGUCAAGGCGCGGUUCACCAAGCCGACCUUUUCCAGGCAGCGUUCAGUCCGGAUGUGUUCGCUCGGGGAACCCAUGGAGCAAACCUUGCGGAGCAGAUGGAAACCGUUACCGAGAUCAUGAGCUCUAGGAAGAGCUAUGUUGAGCCGCUUUACCAGGAGGGGGCGUUGGCCCCACCGCCACCGCAGUACACAGUUAUGGGGUCUCAUAAUUCUGGCCGCCCCGGGGGAAGCGCCUUGGGGAGAAGACGGAGGGCCUGUAGCGGCGAAGAAAGCGCUUCCGCUGGCUCGCAAACUGCCGCUCGCAGAACAAAGACGAAGCGGAACCAGCCACCCCCGAAAACUGCUCUUGGGGGAGCAGGCCAAAGCUCCCGGAGCCUUGGGGCGAACGUGGGGAGUGUCGAUGAGAACCCAAGGAAUACGAGCGGCGCUGGGACGGGUUCGAAGGAAAGUUUCAAGCAUGAAUGCGAACAGUGCGGGGAACGUUUCGAGUUCCCGGCAAGGCUCAAGUGCGAACCACUCGCUGUCUCUCUCUGAGCAUUAGGGUUAGGGCUAAUAAUGAUUAGAAGCCACAUGGAGACCAUAUCCCAUGCUGAGCGGAAGUAUCAGUGUGAUCGCUGUGGAUCAGUAUUUUCUCGGAAGAGCUCAUUGAAGAGACACCUGGAGGCGGCGACUGCGUGCAAAUCUAAGGUCCAGAGUGGAAACGAUUCCCCUCCCCCGUCGGCAUCCGAAUCUGGAGCUCGUGAUGCCGCCUUCCGUAGCGCGAGGCCACCUUCCAUAGCGUCGCCCAGCCACGGUGAUGUAAGCCCUUCAAUCGCUGGCGAUCAGUCUGUUAGCUCCCGGAAUCAGUAUCGUUCGGCUUUUCGCCCUCGAGCACCGUUCGGAGGGGAUAGUCAUUUGUCUCCAAUGGCCCGGGUAUCCUCUCAACAACACCGUCCGUUUCAACCAUCGGUAGCCUCCCGUAGCUCACACCGCCCAUCAAGCGCCCAUUCAUACAUAAAUCCCAAGAUUCUCCAGGAAAUGAGCGAUGGAUACAACAAUUGAGAUUAGAUCCGAACGGGCAAUGGUUGCGGUGCAUGAG
Messenger RNA from Tuber aestivum (summer truffle), 1581 nucleotides. NCBI's taxonomy places the organism in Eukaryota, Fungi, Ascomycota, Pezizomycetes, Pezizales, Tuberaceae. The record is from the annotation of a GenBank genome assembly.